AUGAUAACUAUUGUUGAAGACAGCGAAAUAUCAAAAGAUGCUGUUAUAAAGCUGUUUAAAAAGCUGAGAGCUUUAAUAAGUGAACAUGAGAUUGAAAAUUAUUUUACUGAUAAUCAGCUUGGAAUAGAAGAUGAAGAUGGGCAAGAUCAUCCAACUGUAGAACUUGAUGAAACUCAUAUUAUGACUAUGGAUCAUAAUCCCAAAUGGCUAUUCGGAAUUUUUGACAGAGGAACAGAAGACUAUAGAUUUACUAUGUAG
This is a messenger RNA of Blepharisma stoltei, 258 nucleotides long. NCBI's taxonomy places the organism in Eukaryota, Ciliophora, Heterotrichea, Heterotrichida, Blepharismidae. The record is from the annotation of a GenBank genome assembly.